Molecule: messenger RNA, 2788 nt
Organism: Bufo bufo (common toad)
Lineage: Eukaryota; Metazoa; Chordata; Amphibia; Anura; Bufonidae
Gene: SYT6
Product: synaptotagmin 6
Exons: 8
Coding region: 1-1431 (476 amino acids)
Biological process (GO): regulation of dopamine secretion; calcium-ion regulated exocytosis; cellular response to calcium ion
Cellular component (GO): membrane
Molecular function (GO): phosphatidylserine binding; syntaxin binding; calcium-dependent phospholipid binding
Source: RefSeq, a predicted model, not a curated record
AUGACUGGGAUUCCUUAUGGAGGAAAGGGGAGUGGAACUGCUGGUCCAGGAACCACACAGACCGAAUCUAGCAGCGGGCACCAGCUGUGGUGGGUGCCCUGGAGGAACAAGGCUGUGUCAUCUAACCCGACUGCCCCUCAGAACGUCUCCUCCACCUACAGUGGGAUAACCAGUGAAAAAGAAGUCAUGGCUGACAAGUUCAAGGAUGCAAGUAACUUCGGCUUCCUGGAAGCAGCAGUUAAAAUCAGCCACACCUCCCCAGAUAUACCAGCAGAGGUCCAGAUGUCAAUGAAAGAGAACCUCAUGCGUCGCACGAGGAUUCAACGGCAGGCCACAGAGCCAGCUUCUUCUACUAGGCAUAUUUCUUUCAAAAGGCAUUUGCCUCGUCAGAUGCAUGUGUCUAGUGUGGACUUUGGAACCGAUACUUUGGAAGUGACUGAGCAACCAACUAGCAUUGGAAGGAUAAAGCCCGAGCUGUACAAACAGAAAUCAGUGGAUUCUGAAGAUACCAAGAAGGAUGAUGCUAAGACAUGUGGAAAGAUCAACUUUACCCUAAAGUAUGACUAUGAAAUUGAAACCCUUAUAGUCAAAAUUCUUAAAGCAUUUGAUCUUCCUGCCAAGGACUUUUGUGGAAGUUCUGAUCCUUAUGUGAAGAUAUACCUUCUACCUGACCGGAAGAGGAAAUUUCAAACUCGGGUACACAGAAAGACUCUAAACCCAACAUUUGAUGAAUCUUUUCAUUUCCCGGUCCCAUAUGACGAGUUACCAAGUCGAAAACUUCACCUCAGUGUGUUUGACUUUGAUAGAUUUUCAAGGCAUGACAUGAUAGGAGAGGUAAUUUUGGAAAACUUGUUUGAUGCCUCAGAUUUGUCAAGAGAGUCUUCUAUCUGGAAGGAUAUUCAGUACGCCACCACGGAAAGUGUGGACCUUGGAGAAAUCAUGUUCUCCCUAUGUUAUCUACCUACAGCAGGACGCCUGACCUUAACAGUGAUAAAGUGUAGAAAUUUAAAAGCAAUGGACAUCACUGGUUAUUCAGAUCCAUAUGUGAAAGUGUCCCUGCUUUGUGAUGGUCGUAGACUAAAAAAGAAGAAAACAACUAUUAAAAAGAAUACCUUAAACCCAACAUAUAAUGAGGCCAUUAUCUUUGAUAUUCCACCAGAGAGUAUGGACCAAGUCAGCCUUCUUAUCUCAGUGAUGGAUUAUGACAGGGUUGGACAUAAUGAAAUUAUUGGAGUGUGUAGAGUUGGUAAUAGCACAGAAGGCCUUGGAAGAGAUCACUGGAAUGAAAUGUUGGCAUAUCCACGAAAGCCUAUAACACACUGGCAUCCACUGGUAGAAAUGAAAAAGUCAUUUAAAGAGUGGCAAGGCCGGGCAGCUAGUUUUGACAGUCAAGGUUCAUGCCCUUCUCCAAAACCUCCACCUACUCCUUGAAACAAAAUGAAACCACUCUGAAGCUUAAUUUUUGCACCAACGUCCAGACUUGUUUGAGAAUCCUGCAGAAGAUCUCUCACCUCCCGAACAGCAAGUCAUAAAACCAAUCGGUCAACUGGUCUUUACGAUUAAGAAGAGUGCAGGAAAACGUACAUGUGAUUUAGUUUUGUCUUGGUCUGUAUUCUCCUGAAAUAUUAUAUUUUGAUGUUUUCAUGAUAAAAAAAAUGGACAACAAAAUGGAGAGAUUUAAGAGCAGACUGAAGCAGACUGAUUUCAGUGUGUGAAUAUUUGUUGUUAUGUGGGCAAUGAAUGUAAAUUGGAGUGUUCUUCACAGGAAACCUGGGAGAAUCACUAACGUGGCAUCCUUACUGAAGUCUUUACUCUCAGCCAUGGUUCCACCGGUACGAAGGAUUGAGGAUUGAAAUAAUUACAGUUUAUAUUCUAUUCUAAAGAUCUUGUAUGUCCUUUCUAUGUGAGAACAUUCUCAUCAACCUGUGUCGUCCUUGAUGAUUUUUGUGUAAUAUGACAAAAGAAAUGCUUUCACAUCUUGAGCUUAGUUUAUGCUUACGAUGACCCUCACAGGCAAUUAACUUUUUAUGGGAGUUGAUCUUUUUACACCCGGCUCAUUGAAAUUUUCAGAGUGCAUUUAAAUGCAAUCCUCUUAAUGCAAAGGGGAUCCUAACAUAUUACGGAUCUCUAUGCCGCUCUCAGGAAAAAUCAAUAGACAGCAAUUACAAAAAGGCAUUGUUCAGUGUUUUAUUAACAUGCUGCAUGUCAUCUGUGGCUCUUUUGCUAGUGAAUGUUUUGUGGAUCAGCUUCUUAUACUGUUGUUCACACUGAUGUAUGGCCUAUCCACUUAUUUGUGUGCUGCAUUGAGAUUUUACACUGUUGAUUAUAGCUUGGCAAUGCUCAUCUGAUUAUAUUUAACACUAAAGCUAUUCACUGCCUUUGUUCAAGCUUACACCUAGCAAACAUUAUACAUCUCUCUACAAUAAGGGUACAUGUCCACGACCACAUCAAUUUUGUGGUCCACAAACCAUGGAUCUGCAAAAUAUAGAUAACUUCUGUGUGCAAUUCGCAUUUUUCUCAGUUCCAUUAAUAGAAACGGACAAGAAUAGCCAUGUUCUAUAAUUGACAAGAUGGACAUACAGAUGAGGCACACUGAUAAAAUCCAUGUUCUGUCCGUUUUCUAUUUGUUUUUUUUUGCAGACCCAUAGAAAUAAAUGGGUCUGUGUGCAGGCUGCAAAAACGCACACCCAAAAUACAUCAUGUGCAUGAGGCCUAACAAUGAGUUUUCUACCACUAAUGCUGAUUAUAAUAAUCUAAGAUUUUUAUGUAGCUUAUUUUCCGCAUACUA